Messenger RNA from Marchantia polymorpha subsp. ruderalis, 1804 nucleotides. NCBI's taxonomy places the organism in Eukaryota, Viridiplantae, Streptophyta, Marchantiopsida, Marchantiales, Marchantiaceae. The record is from the annotation of a GenBank genome assembly.
GAGAAUGGCCCAUCGGCCCUUCAAAGGCAGGCCGAUGGGCCAUUUUGAUGAAUGAUAUGAGGGUUCGUUCUUGGGUGCCUUUUACAGAAUGCGGAGCCUUGUAGUUGGGAAUCACCUGACCAUGGCCUCCACGGUUGCGUUCACGAGAAUCUUCCUCUCGCCUGCGGCUCCUCUUUCGACUUCACCGGCUUUGGUGUCCACGUUUUUGAUCAAUUCUGCUGUAGCCUCGAGGCGCUGUUUGGUCCUGCGCGCUCGUCAGCCGCAGUCGCUUACGCGUUUUGUGAAUGUUCGUGCACUCAGUGAGGUCACCGAGUCCGCAGUUCCCUGCUCCGAUGUUGCCAUACAGCUGCCGGAUCUCACCUACAAGCAGAAGACUGCAAUUUGGAGCGGUGAUGUCGAUAAUGCUGCCCAUAGAGAUGUGCAGUAUGGCCGCCUGCUACCUUGUCCCGCAGAGAACCUGCCUCCACGUGUUGUACAUUUGGUUCUCAAGGAGAAAGGAAACGUUGUGGACGUUGUCAGCAAGACGCUCGCUCUUCCUCGAACGUAUGUGGAAGAUUUGAUAGAUUUUGGAGCAGUUCAUUAUGCCCUGGUAUGGCCAACCCCACCUGCAAAUGUCUGUCCCGAACAGCUUGAACUGUACAAACAAUUUGCUCCUCUUCAUCAGGAUCCCGUGAAACGUCCGUCGUUGAAGAGGAAGACAAUCAAGGAAGCCCAGAAGACAUACAGAGUUACAACUAGAUACUUCGAGCUGGAGGCGGGUUCGUACUUACGAGUUCACGUUCAUCCUAAACGGUCCCCAAGAUGUUACGAGGUUAAUUGGAAGGAAAGAAUUAUCUCCGAGACAAAAUCUUACGUCGUGCUUGACAAGCCAGCUGGUGUCUCGGUUGGUGGCACUGUAGACAAUCUGGUGGAAAGCUGUGCCAAUUUUACUGCACGAGCGAUAGGGCAGCGAUCACCUCUCUCCAUCACUCAUCAAAUUGACACCUGCACCGAGGGUUGCGUGGUUUUAGCCAAAACAAAGGAAUUUGCUUCAAAAUUUCACGAGUUACUUCGGGAUAAGAAAGUGAGGAAGAUUUACCGCGCUCUUGCGACAGCUCCCAUGCCACUUGGAAGAAUUACCCAUUACAUGCGUGCAGACCGGCAUCCCCCUCGACUUGUCAGCAAUGCCGCACAUGAAGGUUGGGCCCUCUGCGAAAUGGAAAUUCUAAGUUGCAAGCAGGUUCCUUGGCCUAGUCCUUCGACAAUGAAGAAAUUGAGCGUCAAGAAUUGUGGCUGGAAGGUCCAAGAGUAUGCGUAUGAGUUGACCCUACAGCUUCUGACUGGUCGAACACACCAGGUGAGGACGCAGUGUGCUGCUAUGGGUGCUCCUUUAAUCGGUGAUUCGAUGUAUAUACCUGCCACCAUUGCUCGUUUGAAGUUUCCGGAAGUUGACCCUUGCCUAGAUGCUCCUGUCACUGAGGAUGAAAGUUCUUGGAUCGGCAACAUAAAAGACAGAAGAGAUGGAGGCAUGAUGGAGACUUGGGUGUCAAUGCACGGGCGUGAACCUUGUGCAUUAGGACUCCAAGCAUAUAAAUUAUCUUGGGACGAUGGAAAAAUUCUUAAAUUUAAAGCUGGUACCCCAUGGUGGGAGACCUAAAUUUCAAUAUGAUCACGAUGAACAUGGGGAUAAUUCUGAAGUUUUUUUCACUUUGAGUUCCUCGUGGUUGGUUCCAUCGAAUCAAUGUCGCAAGCAAUCCAAAUUGUUCGCUGACAUAAUCAUACAUGUAACAAGGUGUACUCUUACUCGUUACAAUCUCUGUAUCUC